This is a messenger RNA of Blepharisma stoltei, 561 nucleotides long. The record is from the annotation of a GenBank genome assembly. Lineage: Eukaryota; Ciliophora; Heterotrichea; Heterotrichida; Blepharismidae.
AUGCUGUAUGGCAUUACUGUGGCUGUAUAUAUCAAAAUUAGUGCCAUCACCAAGUCUCAGAAUGUUCGAAAUUUAUGGUCUGGGUGGAUAAUUCCCCAAGGAACUGGCUCCCGAAUUUUUUCAAGGCCUUCAUUAAAAGCUUCGACAACUCUUAGAGAGCUCCUUGAGCGACGAACUUCAUUAAAUUCGUUGACUGUGAUAAAAUUUUGGUUGACUGUUUUGAUAUUCUUUUUGAGCAAAAUCAAAGCAAGAAGUCUUGAGCGGGCUCUUUUCCAAACAUCUUGAUAUUUCGAUCUAAAGCCAAAUGAAGAAUCGUUGAACGUGCUUUGCUCUAUUUUGGAGUUAUCUGGUUUGAUUUUAUUUUUUCAAGGUUUGUUGGAAUCUUCCAAUGGAGAUGGAGUUAUAUGUGUAAGCCUUCUAUUGGCCAGGAGAGAUCUUUUUGGUUUUUCUUGGAAAUGAAUUCCUAAUAAAUUAGAAUUUGACGAGAGAAUUUUAAUAAUGGUUGCAAAAAUUGAGUUUUAUUAUAAAUCAGCUUGUAAGAUUAUUAAAGCUAACCAGUAA